UGCUGCCGCUGGUUGAUUAUGUGCUGCUGACGCUCGGAAGUGAUCCAUGUGUUUGACCUGCUUGACUGUACGUGUGUGCAAGUACACGAUCACUGGACCGGUCCGUUCCACUACAGUAGCGCGUUUUGUUCGCUCUUUAUAGGUUAUUCAAGACUUAUCUGCGCGUGUCAACCGAUCAUGUCUAAAGACACGGAGGCGAAGAGCGAGGAGAUUAUGGAGUCGAAGGUGCUCUGGUACCCGGACUCGAAACACAACACACUGAUGGACCGAUUCCGGAGUCAGGUGAACCGGGAUUUUGGGCUUGAUCUGGCUAAUUAUAAUGACCUGUAUCAGUGGUCUGUGGAAAGUUACCCGGAGUUCUGGGCGGAGGUGUGGGAAUUCUGUGGCAUCACCUAUUCAAACAUGUAUGAAGAGGUGGUUGAUGUGUCUAAAAGGAUAUCAGAUGUACCUGAGUGGUUUAAAGGCAGCAGACUGAAUUAUGCAGAGAACCUGCUCAAACACAAAGACCAGGACAAAGUGGCUCUCUAUGCGACAACCGAAGCGAACGAGGAGAUUGUCAAGGUGACGUUCGGAGAGCUGAGGCGUGACGUCGCACUCUUUGCUGCUGCCAUGAGAAAGAUGGGCAUCAAAACAGGAGACAGGGUCGUAGGAUAUCUGCCCAAUGGGAUCCAUGCUGUUGAGGCCAUGCUUGCUGCAGCCAGCAUAGGAGCCAUCUGGAGUUCAACCUCUCCAGAUUUUGGUGUCAAUGGGGUGUUGGACAGGUUUUCUCAGAUUCAGCCCAAGUUGAUAUUCUCAGUAGCAGCUGUUGUGUAUAACGGCAAGCAGCACGACCAUAUGGAGAAACUGCAGAAUGUUGUAAAAGGUCUCCCUGACCUGAAAAAGGUUGUGGUCAUACCAUACGCUCGCUCUCGAGAAGAGACAGACCUCUCCAAGAUUCUCAACAGUGUGUUCCUGGAGGACUUUUUGGCCACAGGUAAAGAAGGGGAUCAGGACCCUCAACUGGAGUUUGAGCAGCUGCCCUUCUCUCACCCUCUCUUCAUCAUGUACUCCUCUGGCACCACUGGAGCUCCCAAGUGCAUGGUGCACUCUGCUGGGGGCACUCUUAUUCAGCAUCUUAAAGAACACAUUCUCCAUGGCAACAUGACCUACAAUGAUGUCAUAAUAUAUUAUACUACGACGGGCUGGAUGAUGUGGAACUGGCUAGUGUCCUCUUUAGCUGUCGGGGCAUCCGUGGUGCUCUACGAUGGCUCUCCUCUCGUUCCGAGUGCCAAUGUGCUUUGGGACCUAGUAGACCGACUUGGAAUCACAAUUUUUGGGACCGGAGCAAAAUGGCUGGCUGUGUUGGAGGAGAGAAAUCUGAAACCAGCAAACACGCACAACCUGCAGACCCUGCACACUCUCCUGUCCACUGGCUCUCCACUGAAGCCUCAGAGUUAUGAGUAUGUGUACCGCUGCAUAAAGAGCAAUGUGCUGCUGGGAUCCAUAUCAGGUGGCACAGACAUAAUUUCAUGCUUCAUGGGACAGAACAUGACAGUGCCAGUUUACAGAGGAGAAAUCCAGGCACGGAAUUUGGCCAUGGCCGUGGAGUCCUGGAGCUGUGAAGGUAAGCCUGUGUGGGGGGAGAGUGGGGAGCUUGUUUGUUUGAAGCCCAUCCCAUGCCAGCCCACUCAUUUCUGGAAUGAUGAGAACGGCAGCAAAUACCAUAAAGCCUACUUUUCCACUUUCCCAGGAGUCUGGGCCCAUGGUGAUUACUGUAAAAUAAACCCAAAAACAGGAGGAGUUGUCAUGCUGGGGAGAAGUGAUGGAACCUUGAAUCCUAAUGGUGUACGAUUUGGGAGCUCAGAAAUAUAUAACAUUGUGGAAGCCUUUGAGGAAGUAUCCGACAGCCUUUGUGUGCCUCAGUACAACAGUGAUGGAGAAGAGAGGGUGAUUCUAUUCCUGAAGAUGGGACCCAAUAAGACCUUCAGUCAAGAGCUAGUUGGGAAGAUCCGUAGUGCUAUCAGAGUAGCUCUCUCUGCACGACACAUACCUGCCUUGAUACUGGAAACCAAAGACAUCCCGUACACUAUCAGUGGUAAGAAAGUGGAGGUUGCAGUUAAGCAGGUGAUUGCAGGUAAGGAGGUGACUCAGCGAGGGGCUUUCUCAAACCCUGACUCCUUGGAUCUCUACAAGAAUCUACCUGAGCUCCAGAAUUUCUGAAAACCUGCAUGAGGUACAAAACAUUUGAACUCCUGACCCAAGGUCCAGAAUUUCUAAACCCCCUUCGUUGGGUUCAGAUUCAAUUGGCAUCUGUUGAAACUUUGGACCAUUUGCAGGAAUUAUAGAGCUUUCAAACAUCUCAUCUCCCUGAGAUUUCUGAACCUGUUGUGGCACUCGUUCAAACUCUCAAAUCUCUCAUACUCAGUUGCUGAACUGGUGGAGUCUGUACAUAUUAUACGUCCUGAAUUACUGAAGUGUAACUCAGUUCUUCUUGGGUAGAAAACUGAGAAUGCCAUUUUAUGAGAUUUCAGAGGUAUUACAUCUAAAAGGGACAUUUUAUCUGCUUUUGUUAUUACAUCCGCCAAACAUUCUUCCCAAGCAAUGUACCAAACUCCAACAAUAUGUUUUUUUCCUAAAUCUUUUUUCCCCUCUACCAUGUCAUUCCUAUAAUUUACCUCAUACAUUUUUGUUGGAUCGUCACUUUAACCUUAAUGAAGGCUAUGUAAAAUCUAGCCAUUCAUCUUUUGAGGCUUUAAAAUGACAUUAAUUAUGCUCAUCUUCAUAAGUUAAAUACACUGAUAAGUUACUGAAUGUUGUUAUCUUUGAAGAAGAGGUUAUUGUUCAUUAAAGCAGAUUUUAUGAAUAAUGAAAGAGGCAUUUGUUCAGUAGAAAUAUUGACUUCUCUGAUUAACCAACUGUUUGCACAAUCAGCUAGCAUUGUGAGACAUGGUAUUUGCCCAGCUGGUACAGUUUCCUGAUUUACAAAUAGUAGUUGUCCAUCUAAUGUAUGUAUAUUUUUCUUUUUUCCCCUAAAGUUUGAUAUUCUGUCUAGGAACUAGACUGUUUAUAAGAUUUUUUUUAACUAUAUUUCAUUAGUAAAUGGUGAUUUCACCUGAUCAGCUGUUGGAAAUAUUAUACUAUGCAGAGCACUAUUGAGAUUUGAUUGAAACCAAUGUAGCUCACCGGUUACAAAAGGUUUACAUAUAUUUUUACAUGUAUUACAUAGAAUACAAUACACACAGCAUGCACAAAUGAGGAAGCUACAUUUGUUUGUUGUCUGAAAAUCAGCAUGAUUGUUUCAACGAAAUUGUAUCUUGAUAACCUUAUAAAAGGUAAUUGUACUAUCCAAAAUUAUUUGCAUCAAAAGUAAAGGGAAGAUUUCUGGACUGUCCAAAUAUCUGACUUUAUCAACCAGAAUGGACAUUUUAUUUUAUUUUUUCAUUUAUAUAAUGCAAUGCAUUUAAUGAUUAAUGCAAUUAAACUUGUUUUCAAGCAUACAACAGGACCACAUAUCCACACAUACACAGAAACAUACUGUUGCGAGGCAACUUGCAGAAAAGAGAAGAUGAUAUGCUGCAUCUAGUCACAACAAAAACCAGAAAGUUUGUGUCAUUUUAAUCAUUUUAAAACAGUUUUGUGCAGGUAAUGUUAUUUCAGCAGUUGUUUACAACAGAGGAGUCCUACAGGCUAGUAUUAGAUGUACAUUUAAAGUUUGUAUGGGUCAUAUUUCUUUUGGGCCAAGUUUGUAUCGGUUUGGGCUAUCGUCUUUUUGUUUUUUGUUUUUUUAAUUGUGCAAAUUUUUUAUUUAACGUGGGUCUGAAUGGUUCAUGAUAUGUAAUGUAAUUUGGGUGUGUUGCAUGUUGGGGGAAAAAAAUUUACCUGUGAUGAAAUCCACAUGACAUUAGUGAGGAUUCCAUUCUUGGUGUCCUAACAGAAACUUUUCUUUCUUUCUCUCUGUCUGUCUGUCUGUAAUAAUGACUACUUUUUCAAAUUGAAAAUCAUUUAGUAUAGUGGUACAGAUGGUAAGUAGUUGCACAGGCUGCUUGAAUUAAAUCAGUUCUUAUUUCCAUUCAGAUAGGCAGGGAUGGAUCUGUUUCACCUUACGCCCACCCUUGUGCCACCAUAUGCCUCUCUGUGCUCAGUUUUGCUGACAAGACUUGUCUGAGACUAAGGAUGUUAGCAAAGCUACCAAAUCAACAAAACCUCUAUUGACAUUGCACUACAAAAAAAAAAAAUGUUUCCAUAUUCCCAGUAAUUGAACAUUCCUUGGAGAUCUAUUCCAUUUUAUUUUGUUACAUUUUUGAUACAUGGAAUUACUGGAAAUAAUUUUUAGCCAUGAGGUUUUGUUUAGGUUAAUAUUGUAUUACAUGAAAUGUAUUUGACGUACUACUAGUAAAUGCGAGGUGCUCGCUUCUCAAUGGCUAACGUAAUAUUCCUGUUUUGAAAUAUUAUUGCACAUUGCUGAAUUGGGUAAUGAUUACUUAUACAGUUUGAGGAUAUAUUUGUUAUAAAUAUAUUAUGCCUAUAUAUCAAUGGACAGCUUCAGUUGAGACCGCUAGGAACAUACUGUAUUACAUGUAUAAAUAUGCCUAUUGUACUUAUAAUUAAAUAAUGCUUGAAAACGCA
This is a messenger RNA of Myxocyprinus asiaticus (Chinese sucker), 4605 nucleotides long. RefSeq names its product acetoacetyl-CoA synthetase-like. The record is from RefSeq and is a predicted model, not a curated record. Lineage: Eukaryota; Metazoa; Chordata; Actinopteri; Cypriniformes; Catostomidae. Gene Ontology annotation, molecular function: acetoacetate-CoA ligase activity. The coding region runs from base 178 to 2199 and encodes 673 amino acids. Gene Ontology annotation, cellular component: cytosol. Gene Ontology annotation, biological process: positive regulation of insulin secretion; lipid metabolic process. The transcript has 18 exons.